This is a messenger RNA of Carassius auratus (goldfish), 1803 nucleotides long. RefSeq names its product polymerase (DNA directed), gamma 2, accessory subunit (gene polg2). The coding region runs from base 308 to 1645 and encodes 445 amino acids. The transcript has 8 exons. The record is from RefSeq and is a predicted model, not a curated record. Gene Ontology annotation, biological process: mitochondrial DNA replication. Gene Ontology annotation, cellular component: mitochondrion; cytoplasm. NCBI's taxonomy places the organism in Eukaryota, Metazoa, Chordata, Actinopteri, Cypriniformes, Cyprinidae.
ACCAAAGAAUAAGAAAAAUAAGAAGAAUCUACACUUUUCCACACUCCAGUAUGGUAAAUGGCGGUAAUCUUAACGUUGGAUGCGUCUAGCCUACCAGAAAUCUCAAAAGUAUAAAAGGUUUCGACAGUGGACCAGGAAGCUUGAUGCCAACAGCUGUAGAAGAAUCAUUUAAACGCGCUCACUGAACAGGCAUACAAGUUAUUACGGAGUUCAUUGCCACUCAUCUCAUGCGACGUUUAAUUUUUAUAAUAUAUUAUGUUGCUGUCUUUUCAUUUAUACAUGCCAACUGCUAGCAAUUGAACCCUUAAUGAAAAUGUUCCUUAACUGCAUCAGAAGGCGUCUCUGGUUUUUAAGCGAAAAGCUUCCUCGGUUUCGGCUGAAUAUAUCUAGGUACAAUACUCGUGAUGACAGCUAUGACAAAACCAGCCUUCUAAUGCAACUUUGUGCUGACCGUUAUUACAUUUCUCCUGAAGCUUUCCACACUAGAACCUGUACAUAUGGGCCUUUAGGAACAGAACUGAAGAAAAACAUUAUUGAACAGUGGACUUCAGCAGUACGUUCAAGAGCAUUUGUGUUUGGGAUCACUACUUCCGUGCAAAGUACGUGUGAGGAAUCUCUCAGGAUGGUUAAUAUAGGGGCUUUUCAAGAAAUCUUCAACCAAGAAAGUUUAAGUAAAAAAGAAGCACAUCAAAAGAUUGAAACACUUAUGAAAGACAGUGUGUCUGUUAGGACGAGUCUCCUGCAGGGUGCUCUGAAGCAGUAUAUUCAGGCUUUGGGGCUUGUGAAUAGGACAUUGCCCUUUGGAUUGGCAGAGACAGGUCUGUGCCAUCAUUCUGAUAGUCAGCUAGGACAUUCAUCUGGUUGCUCAUUUGAGGUUACUAAGUCAUCUUUAGUCUGGUUCUGUUCCCCUCGGACUUCUUCACAGUGGAUGGACUACUGGGCUCAUCAAAGACUGCAGUGGUGGAGGAAGUUUGCUUUAGGUCCUUCUGACUUUGAAAUGUGCAAUGUGGGGGAUGAGGAACUGAAAGAAGGGACAUCUCAUGGUGUUAAAGUCCUCUAUAAGUUCCCCUGGGGCUCAGAGACCCUGGAGACACUGUGGAGCCUGGGGGACACCCUACUGCUGAAGACUCACCAAGGAACUUGUAAAAAACUACAGUGCAGAGAUGGAAGAAAGUCUGUAGUUCCUCAUGUCAUCUCUAUCAGUGCAAAUGUGGAUAGAGGGAUGCUGGCUUACCUAUAUAACUCAUUUCAAUUGCUGAAGAAACCCGACAACAAACAAAAGCUUCAUCAGAGGAUGGUUUUGAAGCUGCAUCCCACUUUAACUCCUGUGAAAGUAGGCUUGGAUAUGGGACGAGGCUCCAGUUCUGAGCUUAGACAGGUUUGUGAUGGUUUGUUCCAAGAGUUUCUUGAAGCUGGAAUUUCCACAUGGCCUGGAUACAUGGACACAAUGUCAUUAUCUCUGGAGAAUUUACACGCAAAGUAUGAUGAGAUGGGUGUCCUUUUCACAGUGAUGGUUAGUGAAACCACACUAAAAGGUGGCCUUCUGCUGGUCCGUAACAGAGACACCACCAUCAGAGAGACUAUGCACAUCUCAGAAAUCAAAUUAUUUCUCCUCAAAUAUAUGUCUGCCUCAGAGAAUUUCUGACUUUUAUUAUUUUAAUCUCAUAUUGCAAUGUGGUGAUAUGAUAAUUGUGUCAGAAAUUAUGUAACUCUUACAAAAUUGUUACUCUGCUUAUAUAAAAUGCUAUUUGUAUUCCAUUUGUAAAAUAAAUAAAAAAAUUAAUAAAUUUGAGAAAAAAAAAA